Pantherophis guttatus is the source of this 7473-nucleotide messenger RNA. The record is from RefSeq and is a predicted model, not a curated record. NCBI's taxonomy places the organism in Eukaryota, Metazoa, Chordata, Lepidosauria, Squamata, Colubridae.
GGGAGGGGGCCUGAAGGAAGAUGGGGCGGCCCCCUUCUCCAAUUCUGGGAUCUUCCUGGAAGGGCCCACCACUCCCUCCUGCCAGGCCACCUGCGGGCAUCUCCGUGGUGGGGAGGGGAGGGAGGAGCCCAGAAACCUCUGUGAGGUCAGCAGGAAGGAGGGGAGGUGGGCCAGAAGCCCCCUCCCCAAAGGAAGAAACCCAUUCUCCCUGAGAAGGAGGACUGCAGUUGAAAGUGGGGGGUCUGCUUAAGACUUGGACCCCUGCUUUGCCCAGCCAAGGGUAGAGGCUGGGCCAAUCAGGAGAGAGGAGGAGGGGGCCGCAGCAGCCCCCGCUGCCCUCGGGCCCCAUCAGUGGGUAGAAGACCCUUCAUGAUCGAGCCCCAAAGGGGGGUUCUUCGCUUCCUGCACCCCCAAAAUCGUUUUCUCCCCAGAUUCCAGCCUUCGAGUGGCCAAGGAGCAGCCGACCUGCCAGGCAGGAUUUUCGGUCUCCCCUUCAACCCCUGGCCCAGGACUCUGCCCCCCACUCCCACACCAAAGGUUCCUGGGUAGUGGGGUGGGCUGCCUGAAGCCCACCGGCUCAGCCACUUUGGUAGGCCUGUUUUAACCGCUGGGCACUGCACUGGUUCCUUGGUGCUGUCCUGUAAAUUUGAGGAGGAGAUCCCUCUGUCUGGGAUGGGUGCCGAGUCUGAUCGCGGGGCUGGGAGGGGGUGGAGUUUGGCCUCCUUUUUCAGGCAGGAAACACCCAGCCCCCCCCACUUCUGGGCACCCAGCUGUGCCACAAAAGGAUUUUUGGGGUUUUGCCUUGCCCCCUUGCAUGGGUCUCGGCUCAAAUGGGAAAGGGGGCAGAUAGCCAAGGCGUGAGCCAAGGGGUGGGGGUGAUGUUCCCCUUUGGACGCUGGGGAGUGGGGCAGGGGGCACUUGUAGGGCAGGCUAAGCCCAGAUUGUCAAUUCAGGGAAGUAUCGGGAGGAAAGGGGUCAGAGCUUGGAAGAGGUGUGUGUGGGGGGGUCUAGUUCUUGGCUUCUGGGCUCUUGGGACCCCUCCUCUUCGGAAGAGUUUGGGCAUCGCCCCCUCCCUCCAAACCCACCAUGCUGUUUCUCCGUAGAGCCUCCAGGCUCAAGAACAGUCUACCCCUCUUUAGCAGGGGAUGCUUCGUGCGCAACCAAUAACCUGCCUGCUUCAACCGGGACGUGUCCUGAAGGCCCUCCGGAGACGGCUGGGCACUGCACCUAUCAUCCCUUGUCAGUGAGGAUACUGGACAGCUGGCAUUCCUGCAGGCGUAAAACUGGGAGGGGGAUCUUUUGGAGCACCUCUUGAGUUCUCAACCCAAGACACUUCCUGGCCUGCUCCCCUCCUCAGAAUUGCCCCUGCCCCGCCCCCGCCCUCUUUGGCACCUAGUCCAGGCACUCUUUUUGGGGUUGUCUGUUGCCAUGACGAUCUUCCCAUCUUCCGAGGCAGCUGAGCUGGUUGCUAUGGCAGCCUCUCGAGCAGGGAAGGGCCUUCCUGCUUCCCCCCCUCCCCCCCUUCCAUGGACAAAGUGGUUUUUAAUCCUGGGAGGUUUUUAAGAAGAGACAGACACUUGUCUGAAAUGGUAUAUAUGAUCUCCUGCUCAAGCAGGGUGCUGGACUAGAUGACCUCCAAGGUCCCUUCCAGGUUCUAUUCUGAUUCUGGCCCACCAGGGAUGGGACAGCCUCCCCUCCACAGCUGCAGCUUCCUUUCCCGAAUGUCUUACAGGGUUAGAUUGGUCUCUUCUGCUGGGCUGCUCCUUCCAGGUUGCCCCUCCCUCCCUCCUCCUCCUCCUCCUCCUCUGUCUUCCUUGGCCACAGCUGUGGAGGUUGAAGGCUGCCGGUCCUUUCGUUCUAGCCAGCUGUUCACCGUCAUCAGUUCCCCCCAGUCACGUCCCACCUGCGCUUCCCUGCCCUGACACUCCACUCCCUUUGCAAAGGCCUCCCUCCAUACCUGCCCUGAGGUGAAGCGACUUGGUCUGCCUUCCAAACUCCUCCCCUCGAAAUCUGGAGGCUCUCCGGGGACUCAGUGGGAGCCCAAGCGAAGUCUCCUGGGCUUGUCCAGCCACUCUCCGGUGCCUUGAGCCCGCUACUCUAGAACAGAACCGAAGGGCGCCAACACUCUACGCAGAAAACCUUUGGAGGCGUCCUUGUGGCUGGACAAUAGCCCUUGCGGCUGAACUGUGGCCGGUGGCACCUGAGGUUCCCGGUGCUCUGGUGCCCAGAUUCCGGUGCCGCCUCUUGGCUGGACAGGCUGUCCUGAGAAGGUCCUUGAAUUACAUCUGGGUGGGCUCCAUCGUCAGAGAGACACCCCUAUAGAGUAGUGUUUUUCUCAGCCUUGGCAGUAUUUAAGGCAGUGGAUUUUAUCUCCCAGAAUUCCGCACCUGGCUGUGCUAGAAAAGGCUGUGCCUGUCUUAAAAGGUGCUGUGGUUCAGAAAUGCUGCUCUGGCACAACCUUUCUGGCUUCGUGGGCCGGUGGGGAGAGAAGGGACGGGGCCGUGGGAGCUUCACGCACGUACGCGGCUCUAUUUCUCACGCAAAUACAUUUGGGUAUGUGCCCUCGCCUGCCACUUCUGCGGCCCAGUUCCAAACGGGCUGUGGAUCGGGUACUGGGCUGCAGCCCAGGGGUUGUGGACCCCUGCUCUAGCGUAUCCUGUACAUUCAAAUACGAAGCAUAACGUAAUCCUCUCCUUGAUAUAUUCUCCCACGUAGCACGCUGAGCAAAAGGUUGGACAAACUCUGAUUGAGUGAUUGUUUACGGCGGAGGCACUGCCAACACCCCCUACCUCCAAAAUAAACCUGAUGCCAUUUUGUCACUUCACACACACCCUUGGGACUUGGGUGUCAGUCUGGCUGCUUUCUCAUCAGUCUGGCAAAUCCAGUUCAUGCCCACAAGGAGUUCUUGGCCGAGGCAAGAUGGGAGCCAGCUGGGUGCUCCGAUGCAUAGCCAAGAAGUAUUUCCCGCUACAGCAUGCAGAAUUCCGGGGGGGGGGGGAGACUCCUUGAGGUCUAGUAUGAUGCCCUAGCCCAGGAGUCUGCAACCUUAAACACUCAAAGAGCCAUUUGGACCCGCUUCCCACAGAAAAGAAAACACCGGGAGCCACAAAACCUGGGUGGGCAUGGCCAACUCAAUGUCACUCACUUCCACCAGUCACAUGAUCCGCCCCCAGCCACGCCUACCCAGCCAGUCAUUAGGGCGGAGAACCGGUUGUUAAAAAACACCAGGAACCACAAAACCCUUUUGACACCUCUCUCUUUCUUUCUCCUCUCUCUCCCCUCCUCUCUCUGUAUCUCUCUUUCUCUGCCGUGGUCACUUCUCCAUCCCCCGCCAUCGCCUUUACCUUCUCAAGCCAGGCAAGGAGUGACUGGGAGGUUGGGGCCAGCCAGUGGUGGGAUCACUCGACAGGGAGCCACAGCAGAGGACCCAAAGAGCCACAUGCAGCUCAAGAGCCCCAGGUGGCUGACACCCGCCCUAGCUCUGUAUCGCCGAGGAAGUCUUAAUAAGCUAAAUUUUAAAUGUUUCGUCUGUUGAACUUGGGAAAAGUUCUCCCCACAGAGGAAGAGCUGUAGCUGUGCCAGCGUCUUUCCGUGGCAAUCACGACCCGCUCUCUUUCAUACAACACCUUUGUGUCCAGCAGUGUCUGGAAUGGAUGUGAUAUGCCCUCCCACUGUGCCUAGGCUGGGAACCACCAAAUAUUUCCUUCCUGGCUGCAGUGUGACCCAGCUUGUCUACACCAUCCUUUUGCCCAGGCCUUGGUGGAAUGCUGACCCACGACAGGCCGGCAAUGGCCCACCCUCUGAUUUGCAUUUGGGGCAAAGAGAAGUGGGGAGCUCCCACUGUGGCCGGUCUGGCCAUCUCUGGUUUUCCACCCAUGGAGUGCUGCCUUCCUGCCAUCGGCUGGCGUAUCAUGCUCCUGGCUUUGCAUGGAGGUUAUGUGGACCCUGGUUAGCUUCUUUUGGGUGCUGGUGGGAAGGGGUUCUGCUCAAUGCCCUGGGCCUCCAGUGCUUUAGGGGGCAUCUGGGCAAGGGGGAGGGACGCGUCAGUACUGGCUACGCCAGGGAUCUUUCUGCCCCAGGUGGAUAACACCGGUUCGCUGUUAUGCACCAGUACAGCAAGUACGCCAUGCUGGGUGAAAUCAUGGGUGCCUGGCUGCAGUGGGCAGUGCCCAUGCUGAGGGUCUCUGUAACUCUCCCCCAGCCAUCCUAGAAUGUCUUCCUUGUCAAGGUCCGUGCCUGGUCCCGUCUGCUUGCUCCGAUGAGCAGCCCAAAGGAGAUGGAUGCAUGGAGAACCGGGGAGCAAGGGGGACUCCUGGCCUAGCAGAACCCCUCUUUUCAGCCCUGGUGGGGCAGAGGAGGUGACUGCUUGGUCAGAAAAGGGGAGCAAGAGUUCUCCCAUGGACUUCAUCGCACCCCACUCCCUUGAGUUCAACCAGUACUGUACAGUGCUCGCAACUACGCCAGACAGAUGCAGGCUUCGAGGGAGGAACGGCUUCCCAGCCAGGGGCUCUGUCGGCAUCCUUUGGUGUGCCUCGCCGCUUCCCUCCCUAGUUGCUCCCACCUGACAAGGGGGGGGAUGAGCCAAGCCCCUCCCUCCACCAGGACUGGUGUCGCCUGACUCCAGGUUCGACACACGAUCCUCUGGGUGCAGCAGAGAGAAGUGACGGCGUCCCAGCAGCACAAAGCAAACUGAGUCAAAGGCGAUGGAGGCUCAGGAGGGUGAGGCAGCCCCCAACAUCGUGGCUUUUGCUGGCAGGUCUACCUUGCAUGGCAUCAGCCACGUCUUCUUGGCGGGGCCGCUCACACCACGCCGCAUAGCCUGGGGAGCGGCAGUCCUGGCUGCCCUGGGGAUCGUCCUGUACCAGGUGGCCGACCGGGUCCAGUAUUAUGCGGGGUACGACCAUGUCACUGCGCUGGACAAAGGAGAGGGCCGGCAGCUCACGUUCCCAGCUGUCUCCUUCUGCAACGUCAACCGUAUCCGGCGGUCCCGGCUGACCCCCAACGAUCUGCACUGGGUAGGUCGGGAGCUGCUGGGUGUGGAGCUAUCUGACUACCCAGAAUACAGCCGAGCCUUGGGCUGGCCUGACCCGGAGGCCGCCCGAGCCUUCCCCAGCAGGAGUUUCAACCUGCGUGAAUUCGUGGACCGGACCAGCCACGACUUGGAGGACAUGCUGCUGGAAUGCCGCUUUGGAAACCGGCCCUGUGGCACCAGGAAUUUCAGCACUGUGAGUGCCCCUCGCUUCCCUCCGGGACCACCCCUUGGCUGCAGUGCCACCCCCACCUCUCCUUGUUCUGGUCUCAGUGUCAGGCAACUGUAGCUGCUGUGCCCCCUCUUCAGCCAUGGGGAGGCAGCCCCUGGCACGCUGUCAGGACCAAAAGUCCACAACAAGAGUCUGAGAGAGCCCAGGGUCCCUCACGGUCCCCACGGCAGAAAAGGGAGAAUUCCUAACUUGGAAAGUCUCCUCCCUUUGGCAGAGAGAUGGGAAGGGCUGGCUGGCUAACCCCCAUGGCCCUGGGCUCUAAACUUUUUUUUUUUAAAAUUUUAUUUAUAUGCCACCCUUCUCCAGAGACUCAGGGCGGCUUACAAUGUGCUCAGCAAUAGCCUUCAUCCUUUUGUAUAUUUAUACAAAGUCAGCUUAUUGCCCCCACGAUCUGGGUCCUCAUUUUACCUACCUUAGAAAGGAUGGAAGGCUGAGUCAACCUUGAGCCUGGUGAGAUUCGAACUUACAGUAAUUGCAGACAGCUUGAUGUUAAUAACAGUGCUUUAGUCUGCUGCGCCACCAGGCUCCUUAAACUUGACCCUCGUGUGGGGGGAGAGGGGGAGGGAAUUGUAUAGCCAGGUGCCCAGAGAUUUGAUGGAAUGACACAGUAGUGAGGAAACUUUGGGUGCUCCCCUGGUACCAAUUCCUUUAUUGGGAGAGGGCCAGUGCCAAGCAUGAAGGGGGCCAUGGGAAUCUCUGAGCAAAGCCAAGCUUUUUGUUACCUCUUCCUCCUUCUCUGGCUUAUCUCCUGAACAAGGGGGCAGCUGCCCCAAUGAAAUUAAGCAUCCCAAAUGCUUUCCCAGCCCCCUGUUUCUUUGGAUGCCAGGUGAAGGGGGUGCACAAGGGGGUCUCUGGGGGUGCCAAGAGGCGUUGUUGGGGCUGGCUGGUGGGGGCAAGCGCCGCUCAGCUUCUUUCUCCUCUUUCUUCCCAAAGGACACUCAGGUUACAGCUGGGUGCUACGUCAGCCACACCAGCCAGAUUCGCCUAAUGGCAAGUUAGCACAAUCUGAGCCGGCUGGCAGAGGGACUGACGAGGAGGAGGGGGUUGGCACUUAGUUCAAUGUCAUAUCACUGCAUCAAUUUGGGGGCUGGUCCAUGCACAGGAUGGAGGAAGGGGUGGGAAGGAACCCUGAGGCCAUCUAGCUUGGCCCUUCUGCGUCUCCUCGAUCUACUGACCCUUGAUAUUUGAGCUUCAGGGCACGCAAAACGGCCACCGGUGAGAAACACCUGGUGCUUUCCCUGAGUCUACUAGCCAGGUGCACCCCCUUUCCCUCCCUCUCCACACUAAGUGGGGGUGAAGAAGGGGAUCCAUCGGUGCCCUAAUUCAGGCUUUGUAGCAACUCUGCUGGCGAUCUCUGGCUGUGUCCGCACGACUGUCUUUAGAAGAGCACAUGACGGCCGUGGCCAGGGGGGCUUUUUAUCAGGUUCGCCUGAUACGCCAGUUGUGUCCCUUUCUGGAUCAGGACUUCCUACGCAUGGUCACUCAAGCACUCGUCACUUCCCGCCUUGACUACUGCAAUGCUCUCUACAUGGGGCUCCCCUUGGGGUGCACCUGGAGGCUGCAGUUGGUCCAGAACGCGGCCGCGCGGGGGAUUAUGGGAGCGACGGGGCGUUCCCACGUGACACCUCUCCUGCGCGAGCUGUACUGGCUUCCUGUGGUCAUCCGGGUGCGCUUCAAGGUGUUGGUGACGACCUUUAAAGCGCUCCAUGGCUUAGGGCCGGGGUAUUUGCGAGACCGCCUUCUGCCGCCGAUAGCCUCCCACCGACCAGUUCGCUCACAUAGAGAGGGCCUCCUCAGGUGCCGGCUGGCAACCCCCAGGGGGAGAGCCUUCUCUGUGGCAGCACCUACCCUCUAGAAUGACCUGCCCCCGAGAUACGCAUGAUAUCAGACCUCCGGACUUUUCGGUGGGCCCUGAAGACACACUUGUUCCAUCUAGCUGUGCUGGCUUGAUCCCAUCCUCUCAGUUUUUAAUCGAAAUUCAGUUUUAAUUGGGUUGUUUUAAAUUUGGGCCAAAAUUAUUUAAUUGUUUUUUUAAAUGUUUUUAAAUUUUAUAUGCUAUGUUUUAUCCUGGCUGUACACCGCCCUGAGUCCCGCAGGAGAAGGGCGGUAUAGAAAUAUAAUAAAAUAAAAUAAUAAAUAAUAAAUAAAUGAGGAGGCCAGAGUGCCUGACCCCGUGUUAUCUCAACGAACAAUUGUGCAACUGCCGGGACGU